This is a messenger RNA of Betta splendens (Siamese fighting fish), 10779 nucleotides long. It is a transcript of the gene pou2f2b, whose product is annotated as POU class 2 homeobox 2a. The transcript has 14 exons. Bases 1964 to 4261 code for a protein of 765 amino acids. Gene Ontology annotation, molecular function: DNA-binding transcription factor activity, RNA polymerase II-specific; RNA polymerase II cis-regulatory region sequence-specific DNA binding. Gene Ontology annotation, cellular component: nucleus. The record is from RefSeq and is a predicted model, not a curated record. Lineage: Eukaryota; Metazoa; Chordata; Actinopteri; Anabantiformes; Osphronemidae. Gene Ontology annotation, biological process: regulation of transcription by RNA polymerase II.
CCCGGCGAGACGCCCCUCCCCCAGUCUGCAGCCUGCCACCGUCCACAAAGCCUUGACCGUCCACGCAGUUACGUCCAACAGUCUCUAGGUCAACGCUAAUUACCUACAGGCAGAUGAACAACUCUGUCUUAUCACAUCUUUUUAGUCUGAAUCAUAAAAGCCGGCACUGGUAGCUGUGUUUUAGGUAGUGCCUUAAUAAAUAUUUUUAUUACUGAAGUCAUAAAUAAUUAGACGCACAAUAUAUUAGAAAAACAGGCUGAAUUCCCCAAAAUUCAAGGCUGUGACUUAAUAUGUUGUUUAUCAAAAUAAUGCAUAUGAAGAAAAGCUUUACAUCCUCAGAUGACGUUUUUUUAUUUUACAUUCUUUCAAAGGAAUUCAACUAUGAAUCAGUCAUUAAAAUUGUUCAUAAUUGAUUUUAUUUUAUUUAGUUUAAAUCCAAAAUAUUUACCCAAAUAUUAGGAAUUUGCAGGAAAGCUUUGUCUCCACAAAGCUUAAACGUUAUGAGCAUCACGGCACGCUAGUGUUUACGUGUAAAUGUGGACGCGUUUAAAACGAUGUCCCUGUAUAAUAGAGAGCACCUCUAGCUGCUCUGCCUGUUGUAAAUCACCACAUAAAGUAUUUAUAAGGCUAAACCUGGGAACUCUGCUGCCGUUAGCUGUUGAAUUAGUGAACUUGGACCGGGAGAGAGGAGGGAGGGGACGAUGAUCGGCCACGAUGGCCCAUCUUCUCCUCCAGGAAUGGAGUCAGGCGCUUCAUUCGCAUCCGAGAUUCAAGAGCGCCACCUUGUGGCCAGCGCGGUCCGCCGUCAGCGCAGCACGGGCCGCUUCACGUUCAACAGCCGGGCGGGAUUUCUGCUAAACUCUGCUUAUUAUGACAUUUAUUUCCAACCAUCAUCCGACUUCUCACGUCUUUUGCGCCUUCUGUCUGUUGAUCCCAAGAGGCGACGCGGGAGGCGGCUCACGUGGGGUUUAUCUGAUGAUCCGCGCUCACGCACGCCGCAUCUACGCGUGAAGCUUCUCGGCCGUGGGCUUCUGUGGCGCAGCCCGCGCGCGGCCCACGGUGCGUGGCCCACGGUGCGUGGCCCACGGUGCGUGGCCCACGGUGCGUGGCCCACGGUGCGUGGCCCACGGUGCGUGGCGGUCAGCGGUACAGUAGAGUGAGCGUCGCGACACGGUUUUUCCUCCCGCUGCUUCGACUCGGGCUGAGGCCGGCGAGCACAGCCGCGGCGAUGUCUCACACAUUCUGCCGUCGGCCGACCUCCCUCACACACGGACCACCUCCCACCCACGCGUGUGCGCACUACUCUGUAGGAACCCCGUAAACACACAUGUGACGCGGGACGGAGAGACGCGCGUGACUCACGCGCACCUGUUAACCCGCUUUCUGUUGAGGGAAAACUCUGGUCACACGAGUCGUGUAGAAGUUGUGAAGGUGCGCCGGGUCGCACAUCACACCCGAACACGGCGCCGCUUGGACAGAACGUCAAACUGCUGGUUUCUCUUGCGUGCGUGCGUGCGUGCGUGCGUGUGUGCGUGAGUGGCUGUUUCCAGCCGCGCCAUCACUUUCCAUCGCCACCAGUCUUCCCCCUCUUUUUCACCUCACGUAUCUGUUCGAUCUCCUCGCUCGCUCUCUCCCACUCUCUAACCUCUUGCGUGUCCCCCUUUCUCUCUCUCUCUCUCUUUCUCUUGUCUUUUAUUUUUCUCUCCUCUAUGUCGGUUCCUACUCUUUUGAGGCUUACUUCCUUUUCGUUGCAGGAUGUGGGGAGGAGGUGGGGCUUGGGGGUGUGGACUGUCAUGUGGUACAGAACAAGCGAGAGGGUAAGAGUGAUUCUCUGAACCAUAUGAUUGAAUACACCCCUCCUUUUGGUUAGAGACAGACUGAGAGAGAGAGAGAGAGAGAGAGAAAGCGGGAGAGAGGGGUAGUUCUUCUUUACGUAGCGACACACACUCUCUCACACACAGAUAUGACCAAGACAGCAGCAAUAGCAGCGAAGGACUUCUCCAGUAUGUGGUUGCCAGAUAUCAGGAUGUCAAAGCCAGUGGAGGUGGAGAAAGUAGGGGCCGACUCUCCGCUGGACGGCACAGAUUCAGAGCGGAAUGGGCCUGAACCAAAUCACCAGAGUAAGAUGGAGGAGUGUGGUGAGAUGUCCCCGGCCCUUCCUUCCCCCCACGGCCCGUCCCCCUCGCAGAACGCCCUGCAACACACACAGCUGAUGCUGACCGGCUCCCAGCUAGCAGGGCUCACGGCCCUGUUGCCGGCGCAGCAGCAGCUGCUGCUGCAGCAGGCGCAGGCGCAGCUCCUGGCUGCUGCCGUGCAGCAGUCCAGCGCGGCCCACGCCGCUCACGCUGCCCACGCAGCCGCCCAGGCCAAUCAGCAAGCUCAGGCAGCCGCCGCCGCCGCCGCGGCCAAUCAGCAGGCCCAGCAGCAGCAGCAGCAGCAGCAGGCGGGACAGACGGGUCAGCAGGCCCAGUCGCAGACGCAGGCGCAGGCGCAGACGCAGGGGCAAAACCUGCAGGAGCAGACGGGCCAGAGCGUCCCCGCCCCCCCUCCUCCACCCCAGCUCACCCUCUCUCAGCCAAUCCAGCUCACCGCCCAGGACAUCCAGCAGUUGCUUCAGCUUCAGCAGUUGGUGUUGGUGCCGGGUCACCCGCUCCAGUCUCCAGCCCAGUUCCUCCUCCCACAGGCACAGCAAGGCCAGCAAGGACUCCUAUCGACACCAAAUCUUAUUCCGCUACCUCAGCAAAAUCAAGGGAGCCUGCUGUCUGCUCCAACCAGAAUGGGGCUCCAAGCACAGGUGAGAGGAAACUUCACUCCUCUCAGUGGAAAAGGAAGAACCAGUCACUUCAGCCGUGAGACCGGUUUUAUCUCACGCACGUCUUUCUCGCUUUCUCUCACCCUCGCUGCUGUUGCGUCGCUGCAGCGCGACAAGAGUGUGGAGGUGAGCGGCGGCGGAGGUGUGACCGCGAUGCCGUCGGUGACCUCUCACCCCGAGGAGCCCAGCGACCUGGAGGAGCUGGAGCAGUUCGCCCGCACUUUCAAGCAGAGACGCAUCAAACUGGGCUUCACGCAGGGAGACGUCGGCCUGGCCAUGGGGAAGCUGUACGGCAACGACUUCAGCCAGACGACCAUCUCCCGCUUCGAGGCCCUCAAUCUGAGCUUUAAGAACAUGUGCAAGCUGAAGCCGCUGUUGGAGAAGUGGCUGAACGAUGCAGAAACCAUGUCCAUAGACAGCACCCUGCCCAGCCCCAGCUCUCUGUCCUCUCCGUCUCUGGGCUUCGAGGGAAUCCCCGGCCGCCGCAGGAAGAAGAGAACCAGCAUUGAGACGAAUGUACGCGUGGCCCUCGAGCGCGCAUUCCUGACGAACCAGAAGCCUACCUCAGAGGAGAUCCUGCUGAUCGCCGAGCAGCUCAACAUGGAGAAGGAGGUGAUCCGAGUCUGGUUCUGCAACCGCCGGCAGAAAGAGAAGCGCAUCAACCCCAGCAGUGCCACCCCCCCCCUGCCCAGCCAGCCCCCUUCUGCCCCGCCAACGCACAAGCCGCCCUGUUACAGCCCUCACAUGAUGUCGAACCAGCUGUCGCAGGCCGUGACCAGUCUCAGCAGCACAACAGUGACGACCAUGUCCUCCGCCUGCCCCCUGACCUCCAGCCUCACCUCGACUCACCCCUCGCUCAGCUCCACUCACCCGUCUCUCAGUUCCGCGCCCUCCCCGGCGACCCCCCCCCCACGCAGCACGGCGAGCCCGGCCACUCCAGCCGCCCCCAGCCACAGCACACUGAACCUUAACACAGGCUUAUGGCGCAUGGGCAAAAAGAACGGUGACAUGUCCAACUACAUCACCGACUUUGCUGCGAACUUGAGGAACACUGUGAUGGGAGUAAACACAGGGAUGAACCAAGCCCUCCUCGGUAACAAUCCCCUGGCCACUAUCCAAGCCCUAGCAGCCAGUGGUGGCCAGCUGCCUCUUUCCAGUCUUGAGGGAGGCAGUAAGGUGAUGCUGGGGGCCUCCGGGGGCCAAGGAGGGGGCCUCCCUUCCUCCCUCUUCCUCAACCACCCCGCUCUCCUCCACAUGAGCCAGAACCCCGGCGCUGGCCUGGUCAGCGCCGCCGUAGCCAAAGCCUCCCAGCCCCCCCCCUUCCCCCCGGCCGGCAGCAUCAGCCCCACGCCCUGCUCCCCCUCCCCCUGCUCCAGCCCCGCCUCCUCCUGCUCCUCCAGCGAGAUGGCACACAGCCCGCCGUCCCUGGGCGGCUCCAAGAUCGAGUGACCGCGCCACGGGCCAAUCAGAGAGGAGGAGGGAGGAGGAACCGAGAACCUCGUCUUUCACACCAAAGCUAUCUCUUUCCCUCUCAUGCGCUCUUCUUCCAAGUAUUUUUUUUUCACAAUGGCUCUCUCCUUCUUUCUCUCUCAUUCUUUCGAUGCCAAAAAUACACAGAAUGAAAGAGGAGAGACGGAUGGAGAGAAGUGAAAGAGGGGAGGAGGGAGAAAAGGGAAGAUUGAAACCAAAAAUCUUUAUCUAUCCAAACAGAUGGAGAGGAGGCGACGUGGGACCUUUUUGUCAAUAACGUCUACUGUUGACAUGGCGCCUCUCCACUCUUUCUCUCUGAAGGAAAACAAACCAAUGACUCUUUGACAAAGAGACGGAGGAGACGGCAGAGAUGCCUGUCGAAGUGCAUAAACCAAAAAUGACAAACGAUAACGUUACUGUGUGACAAAAGGAAGGACACAAAAAAAAAACAACAACAACAACAAAAGCAACGGAGAGGAGGACCGUGCUCACGUUUUCCUUUUUCUAGUUUUAGUUACUUCAAAACGCUGCGGGUCUGAAUAAAGAGGAGCAGGGAGGAGAAGUUUAAACCAAAAAUUAACCUGAAGGGAGGAGACGGCGGAGGAACACACAGUGACAAAAAAAGACGACAACCAUACCAAAAUCCCAAAUACCAAAAACCAAAAAUACGGAGAGAAAAGCUUUAUUCAAAGGACGUGUAAAUACUGAAGCUGUCCAGGACCAGGACUCUAUUGCUACACACACACACACACACACACACACACACACACACACACACACACACACACACACACACACACACACACACACACACUCGCAUUGAGCCAUUGACUCAUCUCAUCUCCGUCAGCUCGUGGGUCACUUGCAGGUUUUCAUGCUAGAUAUUUUUAAUAAUUUUGUAAGAUUGUCAGACGUGUGGAUCAUUGCUGUACCGUGAUGAGUUUAGUCUCAUCACCUACCUCUGGUUCUAAGAGCAAAUCAUUGCUUCAUUGGCUUGAAUCUCACUGACAAGCGCUUGCUGUCCAGUUUUCCGCUUCUUUACAUUUUGGGGUUCGUUUUAUUUUAUUAUUAUUUAUUAGCGUCCUGUUAAAGUCCAGCUCCCUAUUUAUUGUUGCAGCUUUCGUAGUGGUAGCGUUCGGAGCCUGAAUCAUCAUCGCUGUCAUCAUGUUCAUCAUACAUGUUUGUGUCAUUGUGCAUUUUGUUCUUGGUUGUUUUCUGCAGGAACAGAGACGACAGAGCUGAAACGAGGCUCGGUCCUCGCCAGGUCAGGCAUUAGAGGGUACCAGAUGAUUUAACAAGGCCUAAACAUGAGCUCUUAAUAAUCAGAACCGGCCUCUCCUCACAUUUCAAAACAACCCGUUUCUCAGCGAGUCUAAAUGAAUACGCCCUGGAAACGUCACACCGAUAACGACGUUUGUUAGGGAGAGUAUGAAAUAGGGCUGUGAUUGCAGAUCUGAAGCCUAAAUAAGUCAAUAAAGCCAAGUUUAGUCACAGCCUGGGUCGUUCCUGCCUCGUCCAUCAGCGUAGACGCCCCUCACUUGUCUGUCUAGACGUGUUUACUGAUAUUUGUCUGUUUUCCAUCAUCACUCCAUCAGUCACGUUUCGUUUUUCACCUCGCACUGACAUUAAUUUUCAAAUGGAAACCAAAGCAUUCUGAAGGCUCGUCUCGUCCCGAGGAGCCUCCGCCGAGACGUGUGAACACAAUAACGACACCGAGGGGCCGGGGUGCGGCGCAGAACCGGACACUGCCACCGGAAGCCCCCCAGGUGUGAAGCCCUCCACCCCCACCCGCCCACAGAGCCCACACGGGGGAAGCUUUAUUUAGGAAACUGCUCCUUUACUCCCAACCCCCAGGACGAGGGGCGCGGUGGGAGGGAGGGAGGGACUCACUUUUGUAAGAGGAUACCAAAAAUAAACCCAAAACCAAAAACCAACACAACCCAAGGAAUGACAGAAGCAAACCAAAAAGAACCCAAACCAAAUGUGGCCGGGGGGAGGAGGGGGGGGGACAAGGUGAGGGAGUGAAGCCUGUCUGUGUGUCUGUGUGUCUGUCUGUCUGCUUCGGGGCCUGCGUAGCACGUAUGAAGGACAGGUGAGACAGGCAGACAGACAGGAGAGCAGCAGGGCAGACGCCUCCUCGCCUCCCCCGCCUCCCUCCCUCCCUCCCCCCAGCUCAGCUCUCUGGUCCUGGAUGGAGCUAAACGCAAAUGACCUCACUGAACUGAAAUCUUCUAAAGAUCUGUUUUUAUUUUUCUGUUCUUGGUUCCGAUGGUUUUAUCUCUGCUGUGUCUCUUGAUGCCGUUUUAUGUACUGUACUUUAGUGCUUACUACUCAUUUGGAAUAACGUACUCGCUUACUACAAGAGCUCCUUAUUUAUUUCAUUUUGGUUUUUUGUAGCUGUGCUAGAGAUUUUUAUCAGGUGGCUGGAAAAAAUACUGUGAAAAUUAGCUUCCAGAUUUUUAUUAGAUAAAGAAACAGACUGUCUUGGCAGAAAAAAAGACAACACAAAAAAGCCAAAAACAGAGUUGAAUAGCAAAACCAAACCAAAUGCUGAACUAAGCAAAAGGCAGCGGAAAGGGACGGGUUCACGUUAACACAAGGCUGAGGUGAAUCAGCGCAUUCGUCUGUAUGUGAGUGUGAAUCGUAUUUAAAAGAACCCAAACGAAUGGGGAUCCUGAUGGAACGCACACUACAUGCAGAACGAUGCGCCUCGGUCACGCUGGCAGUCUGAGAGCGGGACGUAAAACUAUCCAAAGAUUAUCUGACUUCAUCCACAGCAGAAGAAACACACACACACUCACACACACACACACACACACACACACACACACACACACACACACACACAGUGGACACGCGAAUCGUUUCACAAACCAAACUUUAGAUGUGGGGCCUCGAAGGUGAAACCUUUUCUCCACGUUGACUCUUAGACGGAAUGUAUCUGUUAGUGCUUCUAUAGAUUUUGUAGAAAAAAGAUCUAUGUUCUACUGCUUACUUAUCGCUAAUGUAUGAAAAAGAAAAAAACUUAACAAAAAAGACUUUGAGAAAAAAAAGAUCCUAAAAACAUUGAUGAUAAUAACUUGAUUUUAGACCAAAAACUUUAACUAUCUCUCUUUGGCCUUUUCAUUUUUCCUUAUUAAUGAUGAGUUAGACUUUUGAUUGUACUAUUUAUUCAGGGUAGGGUUGAUUUAUUUGCUUGUUAUGUUUUUUCUCUUGCUAUUUAUUGGUUAAUUUAUUCCUAGAGGUGCUUUUUUCACAUUCUUGGAUGUAUUUGUGACAGACUUUUUUGCCCCCUGCUCAAGCUCUUUCUUACUUCUUUAAACCAAAUAAUACCUGAAAUGCAACCACGGGUCCUUUAGGGACUUAAUAAGUGAAUAUGGCCGAUGGCGCGGUCAGCCAUGAACGUAUUCUCGUCUUCUCUUAAAGGGGAGAGGAAGCUCACAGACGUGAGAGGCAGCACUGUGUGGGACACGCUGAGAAACGAGUUCGGUUUGAGUUACCGGAGACACGGACACAGUGAAACAGGCCUAAAUAUAUGAGAUGUGCUAAUUGAAGCACGAGCUGUUCUCUGAGACACGGUGCUGCCUCUGAUCUCUAUAUUUUCUCCACGGGGAGAACACACUGAAAGCUUUACAGCUACACAACCAAAAACAGAAGAAAAGAUCAACUGGGGCUCAAGUUUUUUACACAAUAGAUUAGGAAGAAGGAGGCGAGAGAGACGGAGGGUGAGUUCCACCCGUGAAUUGCCCUCAGACGUUUUCAGCUUUCUUUACGUUUCAGUUCAAUUCUUCUCCAUCCGCUGUAGGAUGUAAAAGAGAGAUAGUUCAUCAUAUACCUCAUAUUCUUUGAUGAUAAACCAAAUAGAUGAAUGCUUUAAAAAUGCUGAGUUCAAGUGGGGACCAGUGUUAAGGUGCGGGCGCGCGCGCGUGUGUGUGUGUGAUGGUGUGAUUGGGAGCAGACGCAGGUCAAAGGUCAAGAGAUGGGGCAUUGAUCUGGGAUGUAACAGAUCAUGGAGCAGAUCAAAGAUUCGCUCCAUGGGAUUCAGAAGGUGCCAUUUAAGGUUGGGCUGAUGCUGUGGUCUGCUCACACACACACACACACACUCACACACUCACACACACACACACACACACACCGUCGCCCUGGAAAACACCCCCUUCUCUGUGUUGAGCUUUGAACACAGUCCUCUCCUCAUAUCUGACCCUCGCUGCUUCCUCCCUGUCAAAUGUGGACCGUGAGCUUAGCGCUGCUCCUCUGCAGACGUCCGGGAUCAAAGCUUUGGUCUGUUUUCGGCUUUAAACAGCUUCUGGGUUUGUGUCCCAGAGCAACUUUAUCAGCGUUGCCCCCGAGCCCUCUCUCACCUUUCUUUAUGGCCUGAUGAGGCUUCACAUUGGCCGCUCCGCGUCCACGUCAAUCAGGGAGCGCCGCGGGGCGGGCGAUCAGGGAAGGACUGAGGCCGAGGUUGCUAGGUGACACAUCCAGACACGGGCCGCGCGCUGAGGAGGCGGGAGGUGGAAGAAGAGCGCGCGUGAUUGGACGUUGCCAUGAGUCGCUGCUCUGCUCGCGGGGAAGCGGCGCCGCGCGUCCCUGCGCGUCUCAGGGUUCGAGGGACCGUGUGCAAAGCGCAGGCCUCUGCGGCGGGGAUACCCCCUUAGCGAAUGAUACCAAAGUCAAUGCCCCGCUGCAGAACCCGGCCGGAACCACACACUUCCUCAAGUCCUGACGGCCGCUUGGCCGUUCGGCAGCUCCAGGCAAAACCAGCAGGCCGUUAGCUUAGCUCCGUUUACUACUAUUAUGGGUGCUGGCAAUGAUCACAGUCAGCUUUUAACACUGCAGCUCCACUCACUGGCCACUGGGAUCACUGGCAGCUCAGCUUGGUCCUGAACAGCACCAGUGAUGUGCAGACUCUACUAUUUGUGACAUUUGUGCCUUUUGACUGAACUUUUUCACUUCAUAACCAAAAUCUAAUUGGAGGCGUAGGCCCCUCAGGCCCAGGACAGUUGGGCCUCGUGUUUAGGCCAUAGGCUUCUCCUCCAACUCUUGGAAAGGGGAUGAAACGCUGGAACGUGACUGACAUCAUGUCAACACGAGCAGCUGGAGCGCGAGAAGCCGCAGCGAGCAGAGCAACGCGGCAACAAAGGCGCCGCUUCUUCCUCCGCCCACUCGCGUCCACGCGCUCGCACGCUUCUUCCUCCUCUUCUUCAUCCUCCUCUCUCUCUCUCUCUCUCUCUUCGACAAUACAGCUUUAGUCCAAAGGUUUUCCAGCAACACAGCAAAGCAAGUCAGAUGUUAAAGAAUAAAACCAAAGAGCUCUAACUUGACUUUCUCAUCGACGCAGACACUUCCACUGCAUCCUCACCUCUCUCCAUCAUCCGCCGCCCGCUCUCCUUCACUCCUCCGUCACCUAGCGAGUCGGUCUUUGAAGCGUUAACCUCAGCUGUCCAAAGGGAAAUGAUGAUACUGAUGAUAAUUAUGAUGAUGAUGAUGAUGAAAUGUAUAUUUUUAAGUAUUUGUCAUUGGAAAAAUAAUCUUAAGCUUCUCAUAAUUAUGAUGAUCAUGAUGAUGAUGAUGACGAUGAUGAUGAAGUUUCUCUUGGUAUCUUUGUAGCUGUUCUGAUCCUUCUUGAGUUCUUGUCCUUUCUGCUCGUGCUGCCAGAGUACUACUUAACUCCCAUCAUCCCCCUCCCUGCCUCCUUUUUAUUUGUCCACCCUGAUGUUUGCUCCCAACGUCUACCUGUCAGACCUUUACCCCCGCGAGCGCGUGCGAGAAAGUGAGCUGUCAAACGUUGGCGAGGGGAAGUUUGGGGUUCUUGUUAUCUGCUGCUGAAGAUGGAAUGGUGUGUGUGUGUGUGUGUGUGUGUGUGUGUGUGUGUGUGUGUGUGUGUGUGUGUGUGUGUGUGUGUGUGUGUGUGUCUGUGUCUGUGUCUGUGUGUGUGUGUGUGUGUGUGUGUGUGCGUGUGCGUGUGUGUGCGUGUGUGUGUGUGUGUGUGUGGCCGGGAGUUACAGGAAGACAUAAAGGGUGUGGCUGCAGCAAUUUGCAAAAAAGACAAAAAGAUUCCUUGUUCUGCGGACAACAAGUCCUCGCACAUGAUCCGCACUGUCAACUGUAACCUGCUGUUUGCCAACUUCCUAGUUGCUUUAAUUCCCCUUGUCACAACAGUCAGCGUGCGUGCGUGUGUGUGUGUGUGUGUGUGUGUGUGUGUGUGUGUGUGUGUCUGCAGGUACGGUCGCAUUGCCAUCAAUCCCCUCUUUCUGUCUUACAUCAUGUGAGCAGUCUCAUCCUGCCUUCUUCCCUUUAACCCCCCCCCCCCCCCCCCCCCCCCCCCCCCUUUGUGGUAGCAACUUAGCCUUUUAGUGUAUUUAUCUUGAAAACCAAAAAAAGGAGAAAAAUUACUCUGCUUGUUCAUUGUACAGUGUUGUUCAUUUUAAGUCAUUUUUGUAACUGAAAGUGUUUCAUUCAUCCAAAUAAAACAGGAGACAAAAACUGUACAGAUGUUA